This is a messenger RNA of Salvia splendens (bonfire salvia), 1179 nucleotides long. RefSeq lists its product as uncharacterized. Bases 1 to 1179 code for a protein of 392 amino acids. Lineage: Eukaryota; Viridiplantae; Streptophyta; Magnoliopsida; Lamiales; Lamiaceae. The transcript is spliced from 2 exons. The record is from RefSeq and is a predicted model, not a curated record.
AUGGCGGACCUGAUCAAGGGAGCCCCCGAUCCGAAUGGACCGCAAGUGUUCGUGGCCGACAAGAUCCAAACCAUUGGAUUAGCAUCAGUCUCAAAUGGGAUACCAUCAAUCUACUUCUCGGGGCUGGAAAUCCGGAAGCUUGCCGAAAACGUAGGGCACGCCAUUGUAGCAAUAUGGUGUAACCUAAUUGGCCUUCCGAUCCACCUAUUCGAUCAAUCAGCCCUCUUCGCCAUUGGCAAGCUCCUAGGGACGCCAAUACAAGUUGACCGAGCCACCGCGAACAAGACAAGGCUCUCCUUUGCGCGCAUUUGCGUCGAGAUUGAUAUCACGAAACCACCCCCCGAAGAAAUCAUACUUGAUAUUUGUGGAAGAGAGACGGCCCAACAAGUGCGGUGGGAUAAAAUUCCAGCCUAUUGUCGGGAGUGUAAGCACGUCGGCCACUCGAGCAAUGUUAGCUAUGCUGUGGGAAAGACCGAGAGGCCACCGAAAAGAAACUACAACAAUGCAGCCCCCCAAAAAGCAAAUCAAGAUGGAAACGGUCCCACGGAAAAGCAAGCCAAUUUGGAGGCCAAGCAAAAUGAUACCAAUGAGUGGAGACGGCAAAGGAGAAACAAAGGAAAGGGAUCACCCCCGAAAGCUAGGCAGAGUGGGGAGGAGUCGGUCUGGGAGGGUCCGGACAUUGUGGGCAACCUUCAAGAAGAUGAUGGGCUUGGGAAAGGUCAACUUAACACAAGGCCGGUCCAAGGUGAGGAAGCCGCUACUAAAUACUCAAUGGGGCCGAGUCGAAUAAAAUCGAAAGAUGAGGAAUCAACGGGUGUGCCGUGGGAACAUGGAGACACAAGCCGUCGGAUGGCUUUGAGCUCCCGAGGUGGGUCAAGAGGGGGCUCGAGAGGGCGAGGGCGACAUCCCCCAUCAAACCAUGGAAGGAGUGAAGAUGAGUGGACGGGCAAUGUCAUGAGCACAAACAAGUACUACUCGCUCAUGGCUAACGGGGAAUUUGACGUCGAAGCAUGUGGCGAGAUGGAUGAGGAGGAAAUGGAUUUCCAAACCUUUGGUGCACAACCUAAGGAUGCCUCGCAACAAGUUGAUGCCGACAACCACUCGAUGGAUGAUAACCAUCAGAUUGUCAUAUUCCAAGGAGGGCCUUCAAACCUUCCGGGUACGACCCUACCUUGUUAA